UAUCGUAUCAAAGUUGGUAUCAUCAAUACUUUAUCGAUGAGCGUGUGUUUUUAUUCUUAGUUUAAAUACUCCAAAUAUUAUUUAGUGUGGUUAAAAAUGUUUGCGCGGAGGUCGUUAAAGUUGAAAAACGUCUUCGAUAUAAGAAGAAAUUUUAGUAGCGAAGCACAGCCAUUGACAUCAGUGAAUUUGUUUCGUUUUUCGGAAAAAAGAGAAAAACUACCACAAAGACCAGCUUUUCUAAAGCAUAUUUUAAUAACAGACUUUGAUUCACAAUCUGUUACUCUCCCUGAUGUUCAACCUAUCGACAGAUAUAAUGAAUUUGAAACUUGGUUAACGCAGAUCAACAGUUGUAUUCAGAAUUUCCAACAAAAUCCGACACUCGGAAGAAAAGAAUUAUUAUCAGACCUUCGUGAUCUCGAUGUAUUUAAAGCAUAUAUUGAUGAAAAAUAUGAAGGUUUAGAUCUGUUAGAAACGGAGUCGUUGAAGCUUACAGAAACGCUUAGUACAUUACCUUGGUUAGGUACAUACGUAGUACAAAAUCUCAUGUUACCUGUUCAAAUAAUUUCAAAGUAUGGGUCUGACAGUCAGAAAGAGAAAUACUUUCCAAGGAUUAUAAGUGGUGAAAUUGUUCCUACGAUAUGCCUCAAAGAACAGAACAAUGGUACCAAUAUUAAUCAUAAUAAGAUGUAUGCAGUGCCAAAUGAUCAAGAAUCAUGGUCUUUAAAUGGACAAAAAUCAUUUGUUUACAAUGGAAUGAAUGCUAAUCUGUUUUUAGUAUUUGCAAAGACUGACCCAACAUACACCUUAAAUCUUAAUACUGUAUCUCUUUUCUUGGUUGAAGGUAAUUCUAAUGGAAUGACUUGUACACAAACAUGUGAAAUAGUUGGGCGCCAUGAAAUGCCAGUAUUUUCAAUUCAUUUUGAAAAUACCAUCGUACCCAGCACAAACAUUGUUGGCGAGCCAAAUCAGGCAUUCAAUAUUAUGAUGGAUUUAUUAAAACCUGGAAAUCAGAAUAUAGCUGGACAGUCUAUAGCCAUUUUAACAAAGUUUAUGAAACAUUUAAUACCAGACAUUCUGGAAAUGAAGCAUUUUGAUAGGGAUUUCUAUAAAUUUGAUAUUGUGAAAACUGCUUUGGCUGACAUAACUUAUGCAUUAUAUACCAUGGAAAGCAUGGCUUACCUAACAAGCAAGUUAACAGAUUUUUAUGAAAAUCAAGAUGUUGAACUUGAAAGAAUUAUUACAGAAAUGUAUUGUGCAAAUAAGUGUUUAAGUUCCAUUCAGUCUGCAUUACAACUAAUGGGUGCAAAAAUUUAUUUGAAUAAGAGUAUUUAUUUAGAUGCGUAUCAUAGUGCUUUGGCUUUAACAACACUCGAUACAAAUAAUUUAGAUGGACAAAUUUAUGUAGCAACAUCUCUCGUAAAACAUAUAGGUGGUAGUGUGUAUGAUGACAUAUACAAAUUAAGGAAUCAACACAAGCAUCCAUUCUUUAGUAUAAUGAAACGUUGUGUAAAUGUAUUCUAUGAGGCAUCAGUAGAUAUAAAAUGUUUUCAUCCAUCAUUGGAAAUUCCAGUUGGUUAUAUAGCAGGCUCUAUCGUCAAAAUGAGGACGACUAUUUUUGAGACACUGCAACGCCAUGGAACAAAGAUUAAUGAUAAUUACUCAGAACUUCUUCGAAUAAGUAAAAUGAUUCUAGAAAUAUAUUCAAUGGUUGCUAAUGUAUCACGUGUAUCAAGAUCAUACACUGCUGGUCAAAAAAAUUCAAAUAUUGAACUAAAUAUGGUACUGUCUAUGACGCAUCGUUCACAUGAAAGAAUUACUAAGUUUGGUACUGAGAUUGACCAAGAUUGCAUACUAAACGGUGAUGAAUUUAAGAAAAAUGUUGCGCAUUUAAUAUAUAAUGAACGCACGUAUCCAAUGGAACAUCCUACACAUAGGGUAUAUUGAACACUAGUCGUUUUAAGUUACUUUAUUGUAAUUUUUAAAUAAUGACUUGUAAUUAUAAAUUAGCAUUUCUAAAAAUAAUGUAAGGAUAUACAUAAAUUUGUAUUCUUACCUAUAAAUAUGGUAAAGUGAAUAGAAACAGCAAGAGAACUAUGUAAAGAUAUUAUCAUUAAGAUUUCUGUAUUUAUGUAUGAAUAGCAAUGUACAGUUAUUAAAUAAAAUAAUAACUCUUA
This is a messenger RNA of Nomia melanderi (Alkali bee), 2174 nucleotides long. Its product is annotated as complex I assembly factor ACAD9, mitochondrial. The record is from RefSeq and is a predicted model, not a curated record. Gene Ontology annotation, molecular function: acyl-CoA dehydrogenase activity; flavin adenine dinucleotide binding. Lineage: Eukaryota; Metazoa; Arthropoda; Insecta; Hymenoptera; Halictidae.